Messenger RNA from Uloborus diversus, 2024 nucleotides. Its product is annotated as mucolipin-3-like. The coding region runs from base 1 to 1866 and encodes 621 amino acids. Lineage: Eukaryota; Metazoa; Arthropoda; Arachnida; Araneae; Uloboridae. The record is from RefSeq and is a predicted model, not a curated record. Gene Ontology annotation, molecular function: NAADP-sensitive calcium-release channel activity. Gene Ontology annotation, cellular component: plasma membrane; lysosomal membrane. The transcript has a single exon.
AUGCAAUCCUCUGAAGAACCUGAAAAUAUUAGAAAUAUGGACAAUGAAAGAAAUUUAUCAGAGGCACAAAAUUUGGUAGAUGAAUAUACAGUUUUGCUACCCACUGCAACCAAAAGUCGAAUGGAACGUCAAAAUAGUGGUUAUGGUGGUACAGCUUCGUCGUUGGAUACACAUUCAGACUCUUUCUUGAAUCGAGACUACUCUAUGAGCGCUGUUGGUAAUUUAUCUUAUACAGAUGAAGCUCUAAAGAGAAAACUUAAAUAUUUUUUCAUGAAUCCAAUUGAAAAGUGGCGAGCUAAAGGGAAGUUUCCUUUUAAACUAGUGCUACAAAUAAUAAAAAUUGUGUUUGUAACGCUUUUAUUGUGUGUUUUUGGCUCUGAUGGUUACACUUAUGAGUUACAGAAACAAAACACUGCUACCAGUUUCAGGCACAUGUUUUUAGCCGACUGGACUGCAAUUCGCGAUAUUGUAUCGUAUCCCCCUUCUACUGGGCCCUAUGCCGUUUACACAAGGCAAGACUUUUACAGGAAUGUUGAUCAUAUAGUUCAGACGUAUGCAAAUAUUUCAAAAAUUGCAUUAGGUAGUUAUUGUUACGAUGGACCUGAUUGCAGCAUGACAAAUGUUUCACUUUGUCUUACUGAAUUUAGUAUGAUGCUUGCUUUUAAUUCCACCGUCUCUUUCGAUGGUCAUCCAAGAACAAAGUGUCAUGUCAUACCUAAGUUAUACCCUGAAGGGGAUGAGAAGUGGAAAUCAUUUUCUAUCGAAAAAUAUUUACAGGAACUGAAUGAUAGUAUUGCUUUUGACAGAUUGAUAACAGCAGAAUUAAGUUUUGCAUUGAAAACAAUAUUUCUGAAAUCUUUGGGAAAUAGCAAAUAUCCAGAUUGUUAUAGAUUCCGGGUAGGUGUUCAAUAUGACAAUAAAGAUCAUGAUGGACAAAUGCUUGUUAGUUUAGAUACUGGAGCUGACAAAUUGAAAUGCUACCACAAUGGAAGUCUGAAUCCUGAUAAUAAGUUGGGUUAUAUUGGCCGGCAAGUACUGAACAGUUUUAUCAUUGCAAUAUGUGUUUUAUCCUUACUUCUUUGCUGCAGAAUGUUAUAUAAGGCAAGAGUUCUUUGUAAAGAAACUGACAAGUAUUUCAAGCGCGCACAAAACAAGGGGCUUUCAGCUCAAGAAAAAAUGGAAUUUGUAGACAUGUGGUAUUGCAUUAUGAUAUUCAAUGAUACUUUGAUUAUUGCUGGUUCGAUUCUAAAAGCAGCUGUCGAAGAAAGUACCGUCGAAAGUGAUCAAUAUGCAACAUGUGCCAUUCUUCUUGGCAUGGGAAUUUUACUGGCAUAUUCUGGUUUAUUGCGUUAUUUGGGAUAUUUUAGCAAAUAUAACAUACUCAUAUUGACUUUGAAGCGGGCACUUCCGAAUGUUCUUCGUUUUACCCUUUGUUGCAUUCUUUUGUAUGCCGGUUUUUGCUUUUGUGGUUGGGUAGUCCUUGGUCCUUAUCACAUCAAGUUUCGUAACUUGAGUACUACAUCAGAAUGCUUAUUUGCGAUGAUGAACGGUGAUGAUCUUUUUGCAACGUUUGCAAUUACGAAUACCAAUAAUGAUUUAAUUUGGUGGUUUAGUAGAAUCUACUUAUAUGUUUUUAUAAGCAUGUUUAUUUAUGUUGUUAUUUCUCUUUUUAUUUCUGUGAUUAUGGACUCUUAUGAGACCGUGAAGGACUAUUAUAGGCAUGGAGGAACAUGUACCAGAAUAGAAAUUUUACUUAGUGAUUAUCCUGAUGAUUCAUGUUCAUCAUUUUACCAGCAAAGACGAAGACAACGGAAAAGUGUUUGGGAAAGAGUGUCGGUGAUGCUAGGAAAAAGAAGUAAUUCCUGAGCAUUUUCGAGUUUCUGUAAAGUUGAUGCAUUGUAAAAUUUUAUUUAACAAAAGAAAAAAGGACUUUUCUGUCUUUCACUAAAACAUUUUGUUGUAACAACUAAAGUAACCCCUCGUUAUAUCGUGCUUGUCGGAGGAUGACAAAAAAAGGCAAUAUA